AAUAAAAAAAAAAUAAAGAGAGCAGAGAGAAUUUUGUGAACUUGAAAUUUUCAUCGUGGCUUAAAUUGAAUCAAUUGAGUCUUUUUUAAAGUUGCCAAGCUUGGAUCUGGUUGGUUCCUGUGCAGAAAAUGUCACUUGUACGUGUCUUCCUCUAUGGCACACUGAAACGCGGGCAACCCAACUACUACUGGCUGACGAACAAGGAGAAUGGUUACGCAAAGUUCGUGUGCGAAGCUGUCACGCUGGAGAAAUUUCCGCUUGUCGUUACCACGAGCUUCAAUAUCCCCUUUUUGCUAAAUGUUCCCGGCAUGGGGCAUCAAGUCAAGGGCGAGGUGUACGAAAUUGAUGAAAAAAUGUUGAAAAACUUGGAUGUCUUGGAGGAUUAUCCAACUUGUUAUGAGAGAGAAAAGAAAUCUCUUGUAAGAGUUGGAGACGAAAAGGCUGGAGAAAAAUUUGAAGGAGUUUUGUAUUACUUGAAAGAUACUCCGAAAAAAUUUUUAGAGUUGGAAUUCCUUGAGGAGUACAAAGAUGAUCCAAAGAGACCUUAUCAACCAAAUGAAAUUAACGACUUCAAUUAUGACGAUUUGUUGAAAGAAGCUUCGUGAAAUUAAAGUUUGAAGUUGUUUUUAAAUAAAAAAUGAGUUAAACUUAAUUAA
This is a messenger RNA of Culicoides brevitarsis, 656 nucleotides long. RefSeq names its product putative gamma-glutamylcyclotransferase CG2811. Gene Ontology annotation, molecular function: gamma-glutamylaminecyclotransferase activity. The record is from RefSeq and is a predicted model, not a curated record. The transcript is spliced from 2 exons. Bases 129 to 605 code for a protein of 158 amino acids. Gene Ontology annotation, cellular component: cytosol. NCBI's taxonomy places the organism in Eukaryota, Metazoa, Arthropoda, Insecta, Diptera, Ceratopogonidae.